CGCAUUCCCAUUGGCUUUUGAAUCCCAAGUCUGGUUUUACCUUAGGAGAGAACUGAUUUGGUCAGCAGCUGCUGUAGUAAUGGCAGGGGGAUUUUAAUAGACUUUGUCAAACAGACAAAACUUUUUUUAAAAUGUCUCUUUUGUACACAGUGUUGGCGGGCUUGGGUAUCCUGCCUCUUCUGAUUUAUGUUCGUUUUCCGUAUUUUGUGCAGGAUAUUAUUUACAUAGUGAAGGGAAUUCGCGUUGCGCUUCGGAUAAGAAAGUUCAAGAACUUAGUUCCCUGUUAUACAAUCUUAGAUUGCUUUUUGGACGCUGUUAGAAAGCACCCUAAAAAAACGUUUAUUAUUUUCGAAAAUCAGUCAUAUUCUUACGAGUACGCCGACAAAAUCAGCAAUAAAGUCGCUAAUGCACUUCUGGAGCACAUCUGUCCGAAGCCAGGAGACACCGUCGCUCUUUAUCUCGGGAACGAACCGUUUUUCAUCUGGACCUGGCUGGCUCUUGCGAAACUGGGCUGCCCUGCUUCAUUGUUAAAUUACAACAUCAGAUCCAAAUCCCUGUUACACUGUUUCUCCUGCUGCGGCGCGAAAUUUUUAAUCGCAGAUGAAGAUGUGCGGGAGGCUGUGGAGGAGGCGCUUCCUGCACUUCGACAGCAGCAGGUGUGUGUGUAUCUGCUGGGAGAGAGUUGUGAGACAGAUGGCAUCACCUGCCUCAGUGCAAAGAUAAACGCCGCACGGGAUGAUCAGCCUCCGGUGUCACUGCGCUCCACAAUCACCAUCAAGAGUCCUGCACUCUACAUCUUCACUUCAGGAACUACAGGUCUUCCAAAGGCAGCUGUGAUAAGUCAUGAGAGAGUUUGGCUGGCUUCCUGCUUGCAGAGCAUGUCUGGGGUCUGUUCUGAUGAUAUUAUUUACGUCUGUCUUCCUCUCUACCACAGCGCCGGCUUUCUCAUGGGUCUGACUGGAGCCAUCGAGCGUGGCAUCACGGUUCUGUUGAGGCGGAAGUUCUCUGCAUCUCAGUUCUGGAACGAAUGCAGGAAACACAAUGUGACGGUGAUCCAGUACAUUGGAGAGACCAUGCGCUACCUCUGCAACACACCCAAGUUGGAGAAUGACUGCGUGCACAAUGUGCGGAUAGCGAUUGGGAACGGUAUUCGUGCCGACACAUGGGUGGACUUCCUGCAGCGUUUUGGACAUGUACGGAUUUGUGAGUGCUAUGGCGCCACAGAGGGAAAUGUCGGCUUUGUAAACUACACUGGAAAGAUCGGAGCUAUUGGACGAAUGAACGUGUUUGUAAAGAAAGCCUCACACUUUGCUCUUAUUAAAUAUGAUACUGAGAGGGAAGAACCAGUCAGAGAUUCCAGAGGUUUCUGUAUGGAGGUUGUUACAGGUGAGACAGGCCUGCUAGUGGCUAAGGUCACUAAAGUGGCUCCGUUUAGUGGCUAUGCAAACAACCAACAGCAGACAGACAAGAAGACACUGAGGAACGUGUUUCAGGAGGGAGAUGUGUACUUUAACAGUGGAGACCUCAUGAGAGUUGACCGGGAGGGCUUCGUCUAUUUCCAGGACCGAAUUGGGGAUACUUUCAGGUGGAAGGGAGAGAAUGUUGCUACCACUGAAGUCACUGAUAUUUUAAUCAUGCUUGAUUUCAUCGAGGAGUCAAAUGUCUAUGGAGUCAAAGUGCCAGGUCACGAAGGUCGAAUAGGAAUGGCUGCUGUGAGGUUGAGAGAGGGGAUGGCUUUUGAUGGCUCUGUCAUGCAUCAACACGUGGAGAGCUACCUGCCUGCAUACAGCAGACCACGUUUCAUUAGGAUCCAGAGGGCGAUGAACAUCACCAGCACCUUUAAACAAAUGAAGGUGAAGCUGGCUGAGGAGGGAUUCAACCCAAAGACCAUCCAGGACCCACUUUACUUCCUGGAUGAUGAGAAGAAGACUUACGUGGCCAUGACGGAGGAUAUUUUCAGUUCCAUCUGUGACGGAAGACUGAGAUUAUAACGAGGAGGAUGGAGAGAGAGAGAACUUUCAUUCAGCCUGUAACAACACAACUGCCAAUCAAGUGCCUUAAAAUCAGGGAAAGUUUAUUUUCUAUUUAAACAGAGCCAAACAUAACCAAAAUGUGAUUACACUGGUGCUAGGCCACAAAAAUAACAGAUUUUUUACAUGAAUUCUGAAUUAAGUAAUAAAAGUAGCCAUAGCACAGAUCUCUGUUUAAUACCAAAAGCAAUGAUUUUUGUAUAAUUUUGAAAAUAAUUAUGAAGGUGGGGGCUGUGGGUUAAUGAUUAAUUAAAGAACCAGUGGGAAAUCUAAAGUUAAUAAAGGUUUGUAAGAUAUUUGUA
This is a messenger RNA of Electrophorus electricus (electric eel), 2332 nucleotides long. RefSeq names its product long-chain fatty acid transport protein 2-like. NCBI's taxonomy places the organism in Eukaryota, Metazoa, Chordata, Actinopteri, Gymnotiformes, Gymnotidae. Gene Ontology annotation, cellular component: endoplasmic reticulum membrane; plasma membrane. Gene Ontology annotation, molecular function: long-chain fatty acid transmembrane transporter activity; long-chain fatty acid-CoA ligase activity. Gene Ontology annotation, biological process: long-chain fatty acid metabolic process; long-chain fatty acid import into cell. The record is from RefSeq and is a predicted model, not a curated record.